This is a messenger RNA of Ostrinia furnacalis (Asian corn borer), 3641 nucleotides long. RefSeq names its product pyruvate carboxylase, mitochondrial. The coding region runs from base 267 to 3626 and encodes 1119 amino acids. The record is from RefSeq and is a predicted model, not a curated record. The transcript has 24 exons. Gene Ontology annotation, molecular function: pyruvate carboxylase activity; ATP binding; metal ion binding. Gene Ontology annotation, biological process: gluconeogenesis; pyruvate metabolic process. Gene Ontology annotation, cellular component: cytoplasm. NCBI's taxonomy places the organism in Eukaryota, Metazoa, Arthropoda, Insecta, Lepidoptera, Crambidae.
CUUGUGUAAUCGUCGCGACCGCAAAUUCGCGAAAUAAGUUUAUUUUGAAUUUCUGAAAAUAAUACGAAACGACGAUAGGUGUAUUCUAUUUCUAGUGAUAAACGAACGCGCCGAAAGCUCAACUCGAAACGAAAAUAAGAAAUCUAGUCAUUUUUUUACUUUUUUUUAUUAUUUACUAAAAUGAAAUAAUUAGGGACAGUGCUAUAUUUUAAGUGAUAAAUAAUUUAGCUGUACUUAUUUAGUGUGUAGGUUGUUAAAGUGAUAAAAUGCAGAUACUUAAAGCACGCUUCGCCUUAAGGGCGUCGGCAUCACAAUUCCAAGCAUGGAGUGCGGCUAAGCAUCGUACGGCAACCACUGACUCAAAGUCAGUGGAGUACAAACCAAUUAGGAGCGUAUUAGUAGCUAAUAGAGGUGAAAUCGCCAUCAGAGUGUUCCGAGCAUGUACCGAACUCGGGAUCCGGUCGGUGGCGAUAUACAGCGAACAAGACAAAUUGCAGAUGCACAGACAAAAAGCUGACGAGUCUUAUUUAGUUGGCAAAGGUCUGCCUCCAGUGGAAGCGUACCUCAGCAUUCCAGAGAUCAUCAGGGUCGCGAAGGAGAAUGACGUUGAUGCAGUCCACCCUGGAUAUGGACUGCUGUCUGAGAGGUCAGACUUCGCGCAGGCGAUCAUCAACGCAGGGCUCCGUUUCAUCGGGCCCUCGCCGGCCGUGGUGCAACAGAUGGGGGACAAGGUCGCCGCUAGAAAGGCUGCCAUCGAAGCCAAGGUCCCUAUCGUGCCUGGUACUGAUGGUCCCGUGACUACCAAAGAGGAGGCUCUCGAAUUCUGCAAGCAACAUGGACUACCGGUCAUAUUUAAGGCUGCCUACGGCGGUGGCGGUCGCGGUAUGCGUGUGGUCCGAGAAAUGAGCGAGGUGGCUUCAAACUUCGAGCGAGCUUCAUCCGAGGCGUUAGGUGCCUUCGGAAACGGGUCCAUGUUCAUUGGGAGGUUCAUCGAACGACUCAGGCAUAUUGAAGUUCAGUUGUUGGGUGACAAAGCUGGCAACGUGGUCCAUUUGUACGAGCGAGACUGUUCGGUGCAGAGGCGGCACCAAAAGGUCGUUGAGAUUGCGCCCGCGCCGCAUCUAGACCCUGAAACUCGCCAAAAAAUGGUAGACUGCGCGACACAUUUGGCACGCCACGUGGGAUACGAGAACGCUGGUACUGUGGAGUUCUUGCUCGAUGACAAAGGGAACUUCUACUUCAUUGAAGUUAACGCUAGGUUACAAGUAGAACACACAAUCACAGAAGAAGUGACCGGCAUAGAUUUGGUACAGUCUCAAAUCCGGGUGGCCGAAGGCAUGACGCUCCCUGAAAUGGGGCUGACACAGGACAAGAUCAACGCCCAGGGCUUCGCCAUCCAGUGCCGAGUCACUACUGAAGAUCCUGGGAACAACUUCCAGCCUAGCACGGGAAGGAUUGAAGUGUUCAGAUCUGGCGAGGGCAUGGGCAUUCGUCUGGACUCGGCUUCAACUUAUGCUGGAGCUGUCAUUUCGCCUUACUACGACUCUCUGCUCGUCAAAGUGAUCUCACACGCCCAAGACCUACCCGCGUCUGCGGCAAAAAUGAACCGCGCGCUCCGCGAGUUCAGGAUCCGAGGUGUCAAGACCAACAUUCCCUUCCUUCUCAACGUGUUAGAGAACCAAAAGUUCUUGAAUGGUUCCGUCGACACCUACUUCAUCGACGAGCAUCCGCAACUGUUCAUGUUCAAGCCAUCUCAGAACAGAGCGCAGAAGAUCCUCAACUAUCUUGGCCAGGUUUUGGUGAAUGGACCCGCCACACCUUUGGCUACAAACAUUCCGCCUUCUGACGUCAAACCUUACAUCCCACCUGUGCCUUUGGACCUUUCUCCUGAGGCCAUUAAAAGGCAGGAACUAACGGGCGAGAACACAGCUGUCCAGCCUCCUAAAGGCUACAAGCAGAUCCUCAAGGAAGGCGGCCCUGAAGCCUUCGCGAAGGCAGUCCGCCAACACAAGGGUCUGCUCCUCAUGGAUACCACAUACAGAGACGCUCACCAGUCUCUACUCGCGACCCGCGUGAGGAGUCACGACCUGCUCGCCGUGUCGCCUUACGUCGCGCACAACUUCAGCAACUUAUACUCGCUGGAGAACUGGGGCGGGGCUACCUUCGACGUCGCCCUCCGGUUCCUGCACGAGUGCCCGUGGGAGCGGCUGCGCGACAUGCGGCAGAUGAUCCCCAACAUCCCCUUCCAGAUGUUACUGCGAGGCGCCAACGCGGUCGGGUACACUAACUACCCUGACAACGCGGUCUACAAGUUCUGUGAUAUGGCUGUCCAAUGCGGUAUGGACAUCUUCCGUGUCUUCGAUUCUCUAAACUACCUUCCCAACUUGAUCCUCGGUAUGGACGCGGCAGGCAAAGCAGGAGGCGUGGUCGAGGCUGCUAUCUCCUACACUGGCGACGUGUCUGACCCUCAGAAGACCAAAUACGACCUGAAGUAUUACCUGAAUUUAGCCGAUGAGCUGGUUAAAGCGGGCACGCACGUGCUAGCUAUUAAGGAUAUGGCUGGUCUGCUGAAGCCACGUGCCGCGUCGCUCCUCAUCAAAGCGAUCCGCGACAAGCACCCCGACGUGCCUAUCCACGUUCACACUCACGAUACAUCAGGCGCUGGUGUAGCUUCCAUGCUAGCGUGUGCCGAAGCUGGAGCAGACGUGGUUGACGUGGCUGUGGAUUCCAUGUCUGGCAUGACUAGUCAACCUAGUAUGGGCGCGGUGGUCGCUUCACUACACGCUACGGAGUUGGAUACCAAGAUCCCCCUACAAAAAGUAUCAGAAUACUCAGCGUACUGGGAGCAGGCGCGCACACUGUACGGGCCCUUCGAAUGCACAGCCACCAUGAAGUCCGGCAACGCUGAUGUUUACCUCAACGAGAUACCUGGAGGACAGUACACUAACCUGCAGUUCCAAGCAUUCUCUCUGGGUCUGGGCAGCCAGUUUGAAGAGGUCAAGAAGGCUUAUAGAGAAGCCAACCUGCUCCUCGGAGACAUCAUCAAGGUCACACCCUCAUCCAAGGUGGUCGGAGACUUCGCCCAGUUCAUGGUUCAGAACAAACUCACCGCCAAGGAGAUCGAGGAGAAGGCAGAGGAACUGUCCUUCCCCAAGUCUGUGGUGGAAUACUUGCAGGGAGCCAUCGGUAUACCGCACGGUGGAUUCCCUGAGCCGCUAAGGUCUAAGGUUCUCAAGGACAUGCCAAGGAUAGAAGGCCGUCCUGGAGCGGAAUUACCGCCUUUGGACUUCGACAAACUGAAGGCCGACCUCAGGGAAACCUACCCCGAUGUAACAGACGAGGAUGUGAUGUCAGCAGCCAUGUAUCCGCAAGUCGCGAACGAUUUCUUCCGCAUUCGCGACAAAUACGGCCCCGUCAAGCAUCUGGACACCAAGACCUUCCUUGUUGGUCCCACGGUCGGCGAGACGAUAGAAGUAAAGAUCGAGCGCGGAAAGACGCUGGACAUCAAAACACUGGCCGUCUCCGAUGAGAUGACGGCGGCUGGCGAAAGAGAGGUGUUCUUCGAACUCAAUGGACAACUGCGAUCUGUGUUCAUUAGAGACGAGAACGCUAGCAAGGUAAGCUAAAUAGAUGAGACUUUA